Molecule: messenger RNA, 1569 nt
Organism: Symbiodinium sp. CCMP2592
Lineage: Eukaryota; Dinophyceae; Suessiales; Symbiodiniaceae
Source: the annotation of a GenBank genome assembly
AUGCCCCCCCCCCCCCCCCCCCGUGUCCGCGGUUCUCUCUUAUCCCAGACCAAGUCCUGUACAAACCAAAACAAACCAUCACGCUAUAGCUCGCUCCUUGGCGCAAGGUUCUGGCCCGUUAGCGCCGAAGCCUUUAGACUGCCAGCUGGACGGACGACCUUCGGUGGUGAAGGACGAGUUUUCUUUGUGAGUUGGGGUGGGGUUGGUCAGACUGUGAACCUGGAGAGUGAAGAUAGAUUGCAGGUGCAUCAUGGCAUGGAUAGAUGCAAGAUUCUUCCAUGGUUCAUGUUGCACGAUAUGGUGAACUCGGGAUUGGUCGUGGCAGCCGACGGCCUGGCACGAUUCUAUAAUCGUGUUCUGGACGAGCGAGAGCUGAAGCCACCAUAUUUGCCUCUCCAAUGCCCGGUCGAGGAGCUGCAUGAGUGCUUUCCGUCUCCCCACUUCGACGUGGUCCACAUCCGAAACGCCUUGGAUCACAGCUUCGAUCCCGUCUUGGGCAUCCAGCGCAUGCUGCAGGUGACCCGGCCAGGCGGCUGGGUCUUGCUGCGCCAUGCGCGAAACGAGGGUGUACCCGGCCAAUUCCGCAACGGCCAAGGGAACGUCCAGCGCCAUUUCUUCCAACCCUUCACCUUUUGCCGUGUCGGCGUCGCCCAGCAGAAAAUGGCAGUGGCGGCCGCCCAGCCCGCACAGGUUGCAAGCCCAACGUCGAUUGCCCUGCCCAAGAAGAAGGCACACUGGGCCGUGAGCUUCUUGGCAGGCUUCUGCUCGGGAGCCACGGAGGUUUCCGUCACGAUGCCCUUGGACACGGUGAAGACCUACUGCCAGGUGAACCGCACUGGACUGGGUCCGGUGGCCGGAGCACAGCAGAUCUACCAACUGAAGGGAAUUCACGGCUUUUACUUCGGGUUGCCUGCGGUGCUGGUUCAGGUGGCUGGAAAGGGUGCAAUCCGGUUCACUGCCUUCGAGCAGUUCAAGUUCCUUUUGCAGUACUGCGCGCCGAAGCCCUCCGUGGACUUCCUCGCAGGGAUCGGUGCUGGAUUCGCAGAGGCCUUCUUGUGGACGACGCCCACGGAGAGAUUGAAGGUCUUGCGCCAGAACGACAUCAAGUCUGGUUUGAAUCGCUACUCCAGCCUGGUGGGCUCCAUCCGCACCGUAGCCAGCGAUCACGGCAUCCGGGGUCUUUAUGCAGGCAUUGGCGCCACAGGCAUCCGGCAAGCUUCUGGCGUUGGAGUUCGCUUCGCACUUUACGGCCAUGUCAAGUCUGCUCUCACCACCGACCCACCGCAGAUGUGGCAGUCGGCUGUUGCAGGCGGCAUUACGGGCUGCUGCAGCACACUCCUCAACAAUCCCAUCGACGUGAUCAAGUCACGAAUCGAGGCACAGGAUGGGAACACCAAGGAGUACACGAGCACUUUGCAGGCAUUUCGAUCCAUUUUGCAACAAGAGGGUGCAAUGGCUUUCUACAAAGGCAUUGCGCCACGAUUGAUGAAAAUCUCGAUCGGUCAGGCGAUCACCUUCUCGGCUUACGAGGCAUAUUCCUCGGCGUUUUCCAGCUUGACGGGUUUGUGA